Phytophthora nicotianae INRA-310 is the source of this 801-nucleotide messenger RNA. RefSeq lists its product as hypothetical. The transcript has 2 exons. NCBI's taxonomy places the organism in Eukaryota, Oomycota, Peronosporomycetes, Peronosporales, Peronosporaceae. Bases 1 to 801 code for a protein of 266 amino acids. The record is from RefSeq and is a predicted model, not a curated record.
AUGCUCCGUGUGCUCCAGAUAUUGGAGCAGUAUGACCCGGAGCAUUCACCAAAUACUUUGAGUUCCGAUGUCAUCGGGUGCGUGGUUCCUCAAGCUCCAACAACAAGCGAAUCCAUUUACACGGAGGCUGUAAAAACAGUACAUCAUGCAAACUCAGCGACGCACAAAAGCUCUGAGGUUGAAGAUACAAAUACUCUAUCAAGAACCAGAAGUGGUCGUGCUGAUCACACGAUGCGGAGCACGGAGCGAGAUUCACCGAAGUUUCACACGAAAUACCGGAUCAAGAGCUCGGAAGAAUACCGAGAACGACGACGUCUGAGACAAGAACGCUUCCGAGCGAAACAAGCCCAGCGCGAAAAGGACCUCAAGACCGAAGUAAAAAAGCUACGUCAAGACGUCCCACUAUUGGAGAUGCGACGACUGCGCAUGAGCUUUGAGAACGGGUUGACGUUGGGCUCUGUGGUGACCGAAUAUUUCCAAAUAUUUCGUCGCGGUAUAUGGCCUUCCAACGCAGCCACUUCAUGCUUCAUUAAAGCCAUGUCCCAGCAGCAGCUUGUGUUUCUUCAAACGGCGAUAUCCCGUCACGUCAUAGUGGGUAAAUUCCAGGGUGUUGACGCGUUGAUAGAGCAAUGGAGGCGGUACUGCACCUACUUUGACAAUGUGGAGUUUCGUCUAGGUGAACUGGAAUUUUCAUCGCCAAACAUCGUCUGGACUCGCUCUACGAUGAGCGUGAGUAUCACAGAAAAAAACCUUGGAGAAGCGAUUGGUCCUACCAUGUCGGGUCUGCUUCGAGUGGAAUGA